AUGAAGAAAAGUCCGGAUCUCUCUGACUAUCUUUGGGCCUGGACCCUCCUUCUGGGCACAUUGACUGGAAGAAGCUGUGGGCAACCAUCACAAGAUGAACUUAAAGACAAUACCACUGUCUUCACCAGGAUUUUGGACCGACUCCUAGAUGGUUAUGACAAUCGCUUAAGACCGGGAUUGGGAGAGCGUGUAACUGAAGUGAAGACUGACAUCUUCGUCACCAGUUUCGGACCCGUUUCAGACCAUGACAUGGAAUAUACAAUAGACGUAUUUUUCCGUCAAAGCUGGAAGGAUGAAAGGUUAAAAUUUAAAGGACCCAUGACAGUUCUUCGGUUAAAUAACCUAAUGGCAAGUAAGAUUUGGACUCCGGAUACGUUUUUUCACAAUGGGAAGAAGUCAGUGGCACACAAUAUGACCAUGCCCAACAAACUCCUGAGGAUCACGGAGGAUGGCACCUUGUUGUACACCAUGAGGCUGACGGUGAGAGCUGAAUGUCCAAUGCAUUUGGAGGACUUCCCUAUGGAUGCCCAUGCCUGCCCACUAAAGUUUGGAAGCUAUGCUUAUACGAGAGCAGAAGUUGUUUAUGAGUGGACCAGAGAGCCAGCACGCUCAGUGGUUGUAGCAGAAGAUGGAUCGCGCCUAAACCAGUAUGAUCUUCUUGGACAAACAGUAGACUCAGGAAUUGUUCAGUCCAGUACAGGAGAAUAUGUUGUUAUGACCACGCAUUUUCACCUGAAGAGAAAAAUUGGCUAUUUUGUUAUUCAAACAUAUCUGCCAUGCAUAAUGACGGUUAUUCUCUCCCAAGUCUCGUUCUGGCUCAACAGAGAGUCUGUACCAGCGAGGACUGUCUUUGGAGUAACAACUGUGCUCACCAUGACAACUUUGAGUAUCAGCGCCAGAAAUUCCCUCCCUAAGGUGGCUUAUGCAACUGCUAUGGAUUGGUUUAUUGCAGUGUGCUAUGCCUUUGUGUUCUCAGCUCUGAUCGAGUUUGCCACAGUAAACUAUUUCACCAAGAGAGGUUAUGCAUGGGAUGGCAAAAGUGUGGUUCCAGAAAAGCCAAAGAAAGUGAAGGAUCCUCUCAUUAAGAAAAACAACACUUACGCUCCAACAGCAACCAGCUACACCCCUAAUUUGGCCAGGGGUGACCCUGGCUUAGCCACCAUUGCUAAAAGUGCAACCAUUGAACCAAAAGAAGUCAAGCCAGAAACAAAACCACCGGAACCCAAGAAAACCUUUAACAGUGUCAGCAAAAUUGACCGACUGUCAAGAAUAGCCUUCCCUCUGCUCUUUGGAAUCUUUAACUUGGUCUAUUGGGCGACAUAUUUAAACAGAGAGCCUCAGCUAAAAGCCCCCACCCCACAUCAGUAG
Molecule: messenger RNA, 1368 nt
Organism: Equus quagga
Lineage: Eukaryota; Metazoa; Chordata; Mammalia; Perissodactyla; Equidae
Gene: GABRA1
Product: gamma-aminobutyric acid type A receptor subunit alpha1
Exons: 9
Coding region: 1-1368 (455 amino acids)
Biological process (GO): nervous system process; monoatomic ion transmembrane transport; regulation of postsynaptic membrane potential
Cellular component (GO): GABA-A receptor complex; synapse; dendrite membrane
Molecular function (GO): benzodiazepine receptor activity; GABA-A receptor activity; inhibitory extracellular ligand-gated monoatomic ion channel activity
Source: RefSeq, a predicted model, not a curated record